Penicillium diatomitis is the source of this 885-nucleotide messenger RNA. Its product is annotated as putative mitochondrial inner membrane protease subunit Imp2. The coding region runs from base 1 to 885 and encodes 294 amino acids. Gene Ontology annotation, biological process: mitochondrial respiratory chain complex assembly. The transcript has 2 exons. Gene Ontology annotation, cellular component: membrane; mitochondrial inner membrane peptidase complex. Gene Ontology annotation, molecular function: serine-type endopeptidase activity. The record is from RefSeq and is a predicted model, not a curated record. Lineage: Eukaryota; Fungi; Ascomycota; Eurotiomycetes; Eurotiales; Aspergillaceae.
AUGCCACCUCCAGAUCGCAUGGUCGGCAAGCUUUCAAAGCUACGCGCAAUCAAUCCCACCGACGCCAAACUUCUCGCUCGAAACGGGAAACCUCUACCAAAACGAUCCGCAAAUGCUGCUCCUCCUCCACAACCAGAGCCCCAGCCAGAACCAGCCUUCUCCUCUGAACACUAUGGUCCCAGCCUCGGUCGCCGACGGCUUUUCGAACCUCUCCGCAAUACGUUCGCCCGCUUCCGCCAGCGUUGUAGGAAGCUUCCUACCCCGAUCUUGCUGUCUGCGCGAACAGUGCAAGUUAUGAUUCCAAUUGUACCGAUCGGCUAUUUCCUGACAGACAAUGUGAUGCGCAUAACAAAAGUCAACGGGCCGUCAAUGACGCCGUACCUGAACGAAAACUACGAUCAGAUGCAUACGCAGAGUGAUACGGCACUUAUACAGAUGUGGUCGAAACAUCGAUGGAUACCUUGGAAGGAUGGCCGAAGACUGGAAAGGGGCAUGGUUGUGAUAUUCCCAUCCCCCGCCGACCCGUCUCGUAAGGCUGUGAAGCGUAUCGUUGGCCUGCCUGGAGACCGUGUGACUAAUCGAGACUUCCCCAACGAAGGGGCGCACCUCGUUCCCUGGAAUCAUGUCUGGGUAGAAGGAGAUGCGGCGAACCAGCAGCGCUCAAUGGACAGUAACUCAUAUGGUCCUAUUUCUAUCAGCAUGAUUGAGGGUCUAGCCAUCGCUGUAUUGAGCCCCCGAAUGCGCUGGUUGAAUUGGAAGGACUGGGAAUCAAAAGACGUGGAUGCUGCCGGGUCCAACGGUCGAUUGCGCCCCGACUAUCGCAAGAGCAUACAAGAUCGUAUAGUGAAGAACGCGGCCAAAGUGGAACGACCUCCAGAAUGGUAG